Messenger RNA from Salvelinus fontinalis (brook trout), 586 nucleotides. RefSeq names its product meprin A subunit beta-like. Gene Ontology annotation, biological process: proteolysis. The coding region runs from base 1 to 537 and encodes 178 amino acids. The transcript is spliced from 3 exons. The record is from RefSeq and is a predicted model, not a curated record. NCBI's taxonomy places the organism in Eukaryota, Metazoa, Chordata, Actinopteri, Salmoniformes, Salmonidae. Gene Ontology annotation, molecular function: zinc ion binding; metalloendopeptidase activity.
AUGAACUCAGCUUUGAAUGUAAAAGGGAUCAUUCUGCGGGCCUUUGAGCAGUUCAGACUAAAAUCAUGCGUCGACUUCAAGCCCAGAGGCUCUGAGUAUCACUUCAUUUCAGCCCAGAAGAACAGAGGGUGUUCCUCCCACGUAGGGAGAUCUUCCAAGUAUGGACAGCCUCUUUCCAUUGGAAAUUACUGUGAUCAUAUUGGCAUUGUGGAGCAUGAGUUUCUACACGCUCUGGGAAUCUGGCAUGAACAGUCCAGAUAUGACAGGGAUGAAUGUGUAACCAUUGUUUGGAAAAACAUCAAAUGUGGUCAUGAGAGGAACUUUGUAAAAGUCUCUCAUUCGACCACCCUAGGUUUCCCGUAUGACUACAGCUCGGUGCUACAUGACAGUGAGAGAUCAUUCAGCAAGGGAAAGGGACCCACCAUCAUCACUAAGCAGCCUGAGUACCAAAAAAUGAUUGGACAACGCCUUAAAAUGAGCCCACAAGAUGCCUUGAUGCUCAACAAGCUAUACAGAUGCAGUAAGUGUGUGUCUUGAAAAGAAGCAGGUCUACUGUACCGUAUGUCCAAGUUGAAAAACAUGUAUA